Molecule: messenger RNA, 255 nt
Organism: Closterium sp. Naga37s-1
Lineage: Eukaryota; Viridiplantae; Streptophyta; Zygnematophyceae; Desmidiales; Closteriaceae
Source: the annotation of a GenBank genome assembly
AUGCUGUCAGGCGCUGAGUCGGCAGCGCUUCUGUCUGAGCUAGCAGAAGACAAGUCCUUCAAAUCCAACGCCGAUGCAUUUUCCCGCGCUUUCCCUCCCGCCCGCCGCUUCACCGCCUGCUGCGCCCUCGCCAUGCUCCUCGAGGUGGCAUCAGAGGCAUCCCUGCCGGCCAUAGAGCGCUGCUUCGCCCUCAACCUGCUCUCACACUCACUUGCGGAUGUAAGUCCGCACAAGUCGAUUUCUGAGUUGACUUAG